AUGGCUCUAUGCUGGCUUGAAAGCCGACAUGAAUGCAAUGACCGCAGAGAAGGCCGUUCGGGCUUGUGCGUGAUCUUGCUUCAUUUCACAUUUAAGCUCUUGCCAGGAGAUCGGCGUCCUGCAAUUUUGGUUGGAGGAGGUCAUCGAUAUGAGCAAAAAGCAGUCGCGGACUUCACGCACAACAAGCGCGAACCGCUUCACGAGGAGUUCCACGCAUCUCCAAUGACCCAAGCGGGGCAGCGUAACUGCCAUCGCCUGGUCUGUCUUUUGGUGCCAAACUUUUUGGCCAGAGCCUCCAACGGGCUGUGCUACAGCAGGGGCUAUCGUUUCGAUCCCCUGAACAUGGAUGGACAAGGGCGAACGGUGGAGACGAGUGCCACCAAGUGUCAGCAACGCCUCUCGAAUCUGGAAAGCUGCGCCAGCGUGCAGGGCUGCGCCCAUUACGCUUGGUGGAGCAAUGGUGGUUGCCAUUUGCAGGACAGUUCCGCCAGCUACCUCUACGACCGCUGGGCCUACUCCGGCGGCCCCAGCUGUGAGGAGGCCUUCUCAGAUCAAGUCUUUGGCUUUGUGGAGGCGGAUGCCAAGCAGAUGCCCACGAAGGGCUUGCUCCGUUCCUUCGCCGACAAGACCUGCGUGGAUCCCGUGGGCUCAGCGCUUGGACCAGGAGCUGAGGCUGUCUCGACAGUGUCGAUGAGCACUUGCGAUCCACACAAUCCAGACUCGGACCAGUUCUGGGAGCUCACUGCAGAUGGACAGCUCUGGAACCCGGCGUACAAGAAAUGCUUGGAAGUGGUGGCGCCAAGCGACUGGGAAGCACAGGAGACCUUGAGCUUCUUGAGCGGUGCCAGUACCAAAGUCACUAGCUGCGAUGGCAGCGCCUUUCAAAGCUUUGAGAGCCAAGCCUGGGAAUUCGUGGAUACCGCCCUGGUGGGCCAGCGCUGCCGGGAGCUCUGCGACGAGCCGGGCGAGAUCUAUGACUUCUGGUGUCUCUGGGGCAGUGGCUUUAGAUGUCAUUGUGGCCUGAUGUUCAAGAACCCAGGCUGGUAUUACAACGACCUUCUGGAAGGCAUGGACGUGACGGAUGGUCGCUUUGGCUUGGUGGAGACGCCUGAAGUCCUGAAGUUGGACAUUACCAGCACCUUGGCGUCCUCCUUGGCAGAUGCCUUCAUGGUGCCGGAGGAUGCGGUCAAUCUCAGCAUUUACGAACCCGGCCUGGAUAUCUUGGACGAAAUUUCGGAGACUGGCUUCGAGCCCCAAACGGCCUUCGGCUUCAGUUACCUCGCGCCAGAGCAGCAGCCCAGUGUCGAGCAGGUUUUGGUGGAUGGUGUGGCGUCCUCGAACUUCACGGAGGGGGCCGUGGUCACUUUGUGGGUACGGAACUUCGAUGAGAUCGACAACGUUCAGGUCUUCAUCGGACCCGUGGAAGUGUCCAUGGUGAAUUUCACUGAGACAUCAGUGCCUUGUGACAUCGGUGCCGGAGAAUGUGGGUAA
Cladocopium goreaui is the source of this 1491-nucleotide messenger RNA. The record is from the annotation of a GenBank genome assembly. Lineage: Eukaryota; Dinophyceae; Suessiales; Symbiodiniaceae.